This is a messenger RNA of Auanema sp. JU1783, 498 nucleotides long. The record is from the annotation of a GenBank genome assembly. NCBI's taxonomy places the organism in Eukaryota, Metazoa, Nematoda, Chromadorea, Rhabditida, Rhabditidae.
AUGGAUUCACCUAGUCGUGUUCUCUUUACAUGGCAUACACCUAAAUGUAUCGUUGUUGGCUUGGUUACAACCGAAGUGUAUAACAGCUCUGUCAGCAAGUCACCCUUCAACUUUGAACCAUUUAAUCUGAAGAAUAUUUAUCUGACAAUCAAUAACCGCAUAAUUCCGACCAGAUCAUACAAUUUGGAUUGGGAGUCGUCUUAUGCGACAGCUUACGUUGAUAUGCUAGAAGGUCUUGGAAUUGCCCACUCGGAUACGUCUAAUGGAAUUCCCCCUGAAAUGUAUAAGAAUGAAUUUGCCUUUUUUAUGUUUGAUAUCUUACUUACUGUACACUCUAGCGACUUGUUUGAUGUAAUUAGACAGGGAACUGUUGUUCUGAAACUAGAGUUUAGCCAGCGUGUACCUAACGAUGGAAUUUAUGUUAAUGUUUAUGCUGAAUAUGACUCUAUACUAUCUAUUGACCAAAACCGUACCCCAUAUCUUGAUACUAGUUGGUAA